UGACGCAAGGCUCAUCUCAUAUCGACUCGCAAUGCAAGCAUACGCAAGCAGUCGCAAUGAUGGCGUACUAUGGGUGCAAGUACUUCAACAAGAUUGAUCUGAAGUCAGAAUACUACCAGAUUGAGGUGGCAUUUGAGGAUCAACACAAGACCGCCUUCCGAACCAGGCAACCGCUUCUUUACAAUCAGAUCCGCAUCACUGCAGCGCACCAGCCGAAGACAGCGUUCCGAUCGCGCUUCGGCCACUAUGAGUUUACGGUGAUGCUAUUCGGCCUCACCAACGCACCUGCUACCUUCCAGAGGGCGAUGAACGACAUCUUCAGGGACAUCCUGGAGCAGUACGUUCUCGUCUACCUCGACGACUUCCUGGUCUACAGGCGUACCCUUGAGGAGCAUCUCAGACACCUCCGCGGCGUCCUUGACCGCUUGCGCAGACAUGGCUUCUACGCCAAGCUGAGCAAGUGCCACUUUACCCAGCACAAAGCGGAUUUCUUAGGACACUAUGCGUUUGAACAGGGUCUCCACAUGGACGAGGCAAAGAUUACUGCUAUUGCGGAGUGGCCCGUCCCCACAUCCGCCAAGCAGCUUCGCAGCCUCCUAGGCCUUACUAGCUACUAUAGUAAUUUCAUCCAGGGAUACGCUAGGUAUUACGUCCUUACCCCCACCCUCCUCCCGAAGAACCCGCCAUGGGCUUGGACACCCCUCCACGAGGAUGGCUUCCACGCCCUCAAGAAGGCGGUGACAUGUGCACCGGUUCUUCACCUACCCGAUUUUCAUCGCCCUUUUAUCCUUACCACCGAUGCGUCAGACUUUGCUGUAGGAGUAGUGCUUUCUCAUAUUUUCCCCUCCUCUCCUGAUUCCUCUACCGCUACCCCUACCACUGCUUCCCGCUUGACGUCUACUCGUCCUCGCAUCCCUCGCAUCCCGCGCUUCCCACCCCCUACCCCUACCACUGCUUUCUGCCUGACGUCUACUCGUCCAGCUAUUGACUAUUCGCCUACCAUCGACGAGGACGACACUGUCGAGUCUCGCUCAGGUGAUUGUCCGAUAGCCUUCUACUCCCGUCUGCUCUUGCCUGCCGAGAUAAACUACACUGCUGAUGAAUGUGAGAUGCACCUCGACAUGAGUUGUCCCGCGCUGGAUGAUUGGGUUGCACACAUGACGUUGAUCAUGAAGACCGCGCAUGAGCACAUAGCCGCCUCCCAGACUCGCAUGGCCGCACGUGUGAACCGAUCGAGGAUGGAUCAUCCAUUCAAAGUUGGUGAUGAUGUGCUUAUCAACGCCCGCCAUUUACAGCUUGCAGCGGACACGCUUCGCAAGUUCCGGCGUCACUUUUUUGGCCCAUGCCGCAUUCUCCAGGUCGUCGGUUCUGAUACGGCUUCUAGCCCGGUCAGCUUCCAUGUGAAACUGCCCGACUACCUACGCCAGGCUCGUGUGCACAAUGUCUACCACGUCUCAUUGCUGCGUCCCUACUGCAGACCGUUUGAGCGCUUCGCUAGACGACCAUACGAGCGCCCUCCAUCCAUCAUGGUGGACGUCCACGAGGAGUUCCUCGUUCUGGACAUCAUUGGUCGCCGAGUCACCGACGACAACACUCCCCAUGUCGAGUAUCUCGUACGUUGGAAGGGUUACCCUGAUGAGGAGGCUACUUGGGAGCCCCUCGAGCACUUGCAACACGCUCGCAUGUUGAAGUACCUGGCAGCGAAGAAAAUGGCAACGGAGGCUGACUUAGCGGCAGUUCAGAGGAAGAACUUCGCAACGUACAAUGACUUCCUACGGGAGUUUACCUUGGUAGCACUAAGGAUCCCCGAGGUUACAGACCGGAUAAUGAGCAAGUACUUCCUCAGGCAGUUCUCCGAGUUCGACAAGGACAAGAUCCUAUCGGCUUACCAACAGACGAGCAAAUUUGUAAACACCGGGGAUGUUGAUUUCAGUGCGGUAACGGAUCUGGCCGGGAAGACAAUAGUGACCGAGACAGUGGCCUUGCUUAAGGAAGGGGAGGUCAUAGAUCUGACCGGUAGGACAGGCGACAAGGUAAAAAAGGGGAUUGAAAGUCUACAUGAACGAGUGCACGGAGUUGACAAUAAGAUUGAAAGGGUGGAGAAUGCGCUUCUGGUUAUGCAGGCGCAAGUAUCCCGACCCGCCCUCCCUCCCCAGGAAGCCGUAGUUCCGGCAAGAGUAGCCAACCGAGGGUUCGGUCGGAGAGAUCCCGCUAAUGAGCAAUGCAGACUGCUCAAAGGGCUUAGGCAACUGUUGACUCGCCGGCGAGUAGAGAUAGCCGAGAAUCCGGAACCACAAGAAGAGGAAAGGGAGGAGGAAGCUCCACAAGAGCUCGCUAAUCUUCAAAGGAGUCCUGGAGAUUUGGAAGAUUUAGAGAGGGCCUUUGCAGACAUCCGCCUGAGCUUGCCGGACCGAGAAGGUGGCGAGGUCAUGAGGGCACCACUCGGAACGAAGCUUAGCUUCCAUGCACUGCCCGUAGGAAAGCUGAAAGUCCAGAUCAGGACUCAUCAUACUGACGCAUUAGUAGACGGGGGAACAGUAAUCACUCUCAUAAGAAGAGACUUCGCAACAAUUACCGGCUGUACGGUAAAUAAGGAGGUAACAGGGAGCAUCCUGGGAGCCGGUCGAAAAAUUCCGUUCGCUGGGUAUGUCACGAAAUGUGCGGUCAAGGCAGGAAUUAGGGGGUCGAUCUCGUCGUUUCAGCGGAUGACCGUAAUGGAGGAAAUAGACCACGACAUAAUCCUCGGGAGACCAUGGUGCACCAACGUAGAAAUGAUAGGCAUGCACUUGCACGAUAGCAUGUACAUGGUAGAUAUAGAGGAUCCAGUAACUGGCCGUGGGGAGCUCCCCCGACUCAUUGGGACCGGAGGGGACCCGCCUAAACGGAAGUUAGCAACGUGGUCGCCGUCAUUCGAAGAUAGUGCACGGAAAAAGGCUUUUGCGCGAAUGGAAGGGGCUCUAAAGAAUUACAAGCCUAUAGACCCGACGGUGGGGAGAUGGGUAGGAUUCAUCUGGCAGUUCGAUUACAAGAUCGAACGAAUUGCUGGACUCAGAAACAAGGCCGAUGGGCUGAGUCGGGUUUGUAUCAUGCCCGAAGGAGUGGAAGACGCGGAGCCCAUAGAUGCAUUCCUUGAAUACGAAGGAGGGACACUCGCAGUGGAUAAUGAAAUGAUGGGCAAAGGAUGCGCGUCGCGAGAGUUGUUGAUCCAGACCUUGGAAAAAUGGGCUCCGGCCGUCGUAGCAGAACUUAAAGAAGGACCAGUCGCCGAUCGAGGACACAAGGAGGAGAGGGAUUCGUGGGGAGCGAUAGUAGGACCAAAGGAGGAAUUGAUAGCAAUGGCAGUUGAGGGAGGCCGGAAAUUCGUGAUGAGCCUAGUGGAGUCUUGGGAGCGAAAAGAGUUGCAGUGGAUAGUAAACCAGAUGAAGGAGGGAACGGACGAGGUGCAGCAAGGAAGGGAGUUUUUCUAUGCUCAGAUAUACGAAGGGAUUUUUCGUGAGAUCGGAUUGCUGCUGGUAGGAAAUAAACAACCCAUGGAAGUCGGCUUUAAGGCAAGGGAGGAGGUCGAGAGCGAGGGGAGACAGGACAUAUGCGACACACGUGAGGAUGAGGAGGAGAGAAGGGAAAACCCGCAUGAAGAGCGGAGCGGUCAUGGCAGUUGUGAGGGGAGAUACCCGGACUUAGAGGAGGGAUAUGAGAGAAGCACAGAGAUUCCCUAUAGCUUCGAUCCGAAAAACCUCACGGGAGGGUACAGCCCCAUACAGACGGAAGAGGAGGUGGAUGAGGAGGAGGAAGUACAAGAGGUCAUAGAAAUCAGCAGUGGCGAUGAGAGGGAUGAAAUCUCAAGGCCUAGAGAAGAGAGGCGACCCCCGAUGCGCCAGCCGCACGAAGAGGCCUUCAGAUGGGAAGGGUGGUCCUUGGGUGCUAGUGGCAUCUAUGUGUUGGGGAACGAGGUUGUGAGUGAGGUGGAACGACGUGCAAUGCUGGUUGUGCCGAAGCAAUGUCUGGUCAUCACAAUCGGCAUUUGGUCAUCUGGUGAGAUUAUCUCUGCGGUUGGGGGCAGGUAUUUAAGGAUAUCGUCGACGUCCACGUGGCCAUCCAUGGUUGGGGGCAGCAUAGAUCUCCGUGAUGGGAACUGUGCUGUCUCAGUGAAAGGUGCAAGUUUGGAAGCGUGGAAAACAGGGAAGGGUGGGAGAAAGAGGGAGGAUGAAGAGGGAGAAGCAUGUUUGGGCCGAUCGAAACAAAGGAGGCAUUAUGAGGAGCAGCGAGGACGAGGAGGAACAACGAAAAAGAGGAGCGUGGGGAUGAUUAGAAUGGAGGAAAGAGGAGGAGGAUGGAACAAAAGGAGAAAGAGGGACGAAAAGGAGGACGACGAUAAGCAUGUCAGACGACGAGAAUUCAUUAAGGAGGGAGGAGGUUGCGAGGGGGAGGAGGACAUCGCGCAAGGGGGAGGAGGAGUGCCACGUCAGCAGUACCACGUCAACAGUGCCACAGUGCCACGUCAGCAGUGCCCAGCCACCAUGACGGGCUCAGCUCUGGGCAUGCCAGGCCAACUGGCCAAUGAGUCAAUUGUCGAGUACCGACAGCGUUUCGAAGCUCAGCUCACACUGAUCGAGGCUGAGGAACAACGUCAUGCGGCAGCCGAGGCUGCCCGCCUACAAGGUGAAGCGGCGGCAACAGCUGAAAAGCAGCGGGCCGAAGCCGAAGCAAAUACCCAGGCACGCCGCAAGGAGGCCCAGGAUCUGUUACAGCGGCAUGAAGCCACAAACAUCGAAAAGCUCAAGUUUUGGCAUUUUGAACCAUCUGAGCAGCACGACGACGCGACACCGGAAGAGCAACACAAGGAGUUCCUGGCCAAACUUGUGACCCGGUUGGCUUACACUUGUAACCACCUGCAGUCCGAGUUGGCGAAUCUCCGACGGGCGGUGCAGAACCACAAGGGUCUACACGAGGAUGCUACACGGACACUUGAUUCCUGUGUACAGGACUUGGAGCAAGGUGCACCAAGACCAGAUGUUGGCGAGUCCAGUAGUGCACCCUCUACCCCCCAAUUGGAGGAACGAGUUGACCACGCAGUCGCAAUGCUCGGCGACAUCAGCACCUUCGCUGCACCAGCCACCAUCAGCAAGCAGCUGGACACCUUGAAGACCGAGGUUCAGCAACUGCACCAGCUUCCCAACAAGGAUGGCAACACCGCGCAGCACUACAAGUUGCCGACAUUCCAAAUCGAGAAGUUCGAUGGUUAUACGCAUCAAGACCCGGUCCUCUGGUGGGAGGGCUUUACGACGCAACUUCAAAUUCUUUUCGUCCCCAAGCACUCGUACAUCGGCGCGCUGUUCCUCAACUCCAAGGGCGAAGCACUCGUACAUCGGCGUGUUGUUCCUCAACUCCAAGGGCGGAUGCCAGAUCUGGCUCAGCCACCUGGCAACCAUUCACGGCCGACUGUUCCUACACCACAGUCGCCACCUGUCUCGCAACCGGGACAGCAAUAUCCUUGGUACCCCAAGACCCCACUGAACCCACCUGCAACCUUCUCAGGAGACAAGAAGGAUGAGGCUCUCGACACAUGGUUGAGAACGGUGCCAGUGUGGGUGAGGGCAAAAAGGACAUUGGUAGAAGAGGAAGUGAUUACUGCUGCAUCCUACUUAGACGGUUCAGCAGCCCGGUGGUUAAAUGGAUUGGUAGCUUCAAAGGGCUUCGGCAGGAACAUGCAUGAUUGGGCGCAGACCCACACAUUAGAAAGCUUUAUGGACUUAGUGGAGGCUCGUUGGCACAACCCUCAGCAGGCACAGAUUGCCACUAAUGGGCUCUUGAAACUGGAUACUAAAAAGUACAAGUCUGUGCGGGAACUCGCCACAGUCGUAGAGCGCCUGAUCGUCGUCCCGGGAAUGGAGUACAAUCCACAGGUCUUGCCGACCAUGUUCCUGAGAUGUAUUCCCACAUACAUUAGGAAUUUAUUAGCCAGCGAGGCUCGCAGAGAGUAUCACACCUUUGAGUCAUUCAGCAAGAAGGCCCUAGACUUAGAGGCUACGCUGGGUGGAGCUCAAACCCCUUCUACGGACGGGAGAAAGAAGAAGACUCCACAAGAGUGGAAGAAGAAAGGUAGUCGAUUGAUGAUGGUUGAUUCCGAUGGAAAUCAAACCGAGAUCGAUGGUGUUUCCGUUCUUGUGGAGGGUUCAGAGUUUGACGGCGAGGAGAGUGCUGAGGGUAGCAACCUCGCCGCCGUAGUUAAGACUAAGGCAGCUGGCCGCGGCAAGGGCGGUCAACAAAGGAGUCAGGGGCAGGCCACUAACCCGAACAAAAUAGCUGCUUGGGUUAGAGCAGGUCUGGAUCAAGAAGUGUGGCGGGACCGUUGGUCUCGUGGUGCUUGUAUUAACUGCGAGGACCUUCAAGGCGAGUGGUCGGCAAGGGACACUCGUGAGUCCUGGGUGGCACUGAGCAGAGAUCCUAGAGGGGAGCACUUCGUUGUGGAAGUUGAUGUGGGUGGUAGCAAGUGCGGUGCCUUCAUAGACAUUGGCUCCACACGAAACUUCAUAAAUCACGACUGCGUUGACAGACUGUGCCUAAAGGACCGGGUGCAGCGCCUUAGUAGACUGGUAGUAUCUACUUUGGCCAACAAAGAGCACAUGAUGGUGGAGGACUACGUUAAAGAUGUAGUCUGCACCUUCUCCUACCCAGGAGGAGAGAUAAACCAUAAGAUAUCUUUCCUGGUGAGCGACGAGUUGCCCUUUGACAUGUUGUUUGGCAUGUACUACCUCGAGGUUGCCAAGCCCCAGUUUGACUGGGACAAGAAAGUGUUGAAACAUGAGUUGCCUAGUGGGAGAACCAUGAGACUGGCCAAGUACAAAGCCAGUAGGUUAGUAGACUCAUAUGGGUGCUUAUGCGCAUCUGCUUUCUAUAAUUAUUAUAAACAGAACCAAGAGGAAGGAAUGUACUUAGUCUAUGUCUCUGCAAAMRGGGAGGCCRUUAAAACACCCCCARAGAUAGAGACCAUCGUCGCUAAGUACCCAGAUUUGUUCGAGGAGCCUACAGGAGUCGUAGAYARGGAGAUUGUCCAUGCCAUAGAGAUUAUCCCAGGAAGUGAAACACCUAAGGGUAGAAUCUAUAGGAUGGCUCCAGCCGAGUUSGACGAACUUCGGCGGCAACUGAAAGAGCUCACAGAGAAGGGUUGGAUUCAGCCUAGCACUUCCCCCUUUGGCUCACCAGUAUUGUUUGUUCCAAGGAAAGGGGGAACACUAAGGAUGUGCAUUGAUUAUAGAGGYCUCAAUGCCAUCACUGUUAAGAACGCAGAGCCUCUACCACGCAUCGACGACCUAUUGGAUAGGGUGCAGGGGUGUCUGUCAGCGGGACAAGCCGCGGACUCGAGCUCCGCUUGGGUUACUCGAGCCUUACUUAUUCCUGCUGGCCCAGGGCAGAGUAUCUCCAUGGACUUCAUGGAUACUCUUGUGACCAGCAAGAAUGGCAAGAGGCACAUCUUCAUCAUAUUGGAUAGGUUCACUAAGUACGCUAGACUAAUCGCCAUGCCAGAGACUGCCAGGACUGAGCACGUCAUCAAGUUGUCCAUGGACAAAUGGCAGACUGUCGAACACAUUAAGAAAUCUCAGGAGGUCAUGAUUGCUUAUGAGAACAAGCGUGGUCGACAGUUCACAUUUCAGGUAGGGGAACGUGUCUGGGUCAAGGCUAGUGAACUGGGACAGGAGUUUGGCAUCUCUAGGAAACUAAUGCCUCAGUAUUUCGGUCCCUGGGAAGUUCUGGAUAUCGUGGGGAAUGAUUUGGAUGGUCCCUCGUACGUUAUUUGUAUCCCUGGUUACUUACGCACUUACCGUGUUUUCCACGCUUCCAAACUUGCACCUUUCGCUGAGACAACACAAUUCCCAUCACGGAGAUCUAUGCUGCCCCCAACCAUGGAUGGCCACGUGGACGUCGACGAUAUCCUGGAUCACAGAGAUACGCCUGUUCCUAAGCCACCUGGCAGGGAAAGACCUCCCAAACCUGCGAGGGAGUACAGAGUACAUUUCAGGCAUCAUACAGAUCCGAAGGAAGAUCGAUGGAUUUCAAGGGAGGAACUUGUCAAGACAGCUCCUCAGAUCGUGGCCGAUUAUGAGAAAAGACUGAAGGGGAAGGCACCAGCAUGAAGCAUCUCAGCGGACUUUCGAAGCUAAGGGGGAUGGAAUGUGAGGAACUAGCCCUCAAGUGGCCCUUUCAUAC
Messenger RNA from Chara braunii, 8205 nucleotides. The record is from the annotation of a GenBank genome assembly. NCBI's taxonomy places the organism in Eukaryota, Viridiplantae, Streptophyta, Charophyceae, Charales, Characeae.